This is a messenger RNA of Hyphopichia burtonii NRRL Y-1933, 2127 nucleotides long. Its product is annotated as MFS general substrate transporter. NCBI's taxonomy places the organism in Eukaryota, Fungi, Ascomycota, Pichiomycetes, Serinales, Debaryomycetaceae. Gene Ontology annotation, biological process: transmembrane transport; intracellular iron ion homeostasis. The coding region runs from base 209 to 2119 and encodes 636 amino acids. The transcript has a single exon. Gene Ontology annotation, molecular function: siderophore-iron transmembrane transporter activity. Gene Ontology annotation, cellular component: vacuolar membrane; endosome. The record is from RefSeq and is a predicted model, not a curated record.
GCGGAUUUUUAUCAAUUUGAUCAACAAAGAGAUUGGUUCGUAAUUGCCAACUUUUAGAACAAACCGGUAAGUGGACAAGGAAUUUCUUUUGAAAUGAUGUCAAGAAAAGUAAUGCCAAAGGAAGACGCAGUUCAGGGAGGAUUGUAGUAUAAAUAAGAAGGAAAAGUCUUCUCAAAUAUCAAUUGAAUUUAUUCAGUAUCGAUAAAUCAUGUCUCAAGUAAGUGACUCUAAUUCAAGCCAAUAUCAGGAAAAGGGGAAUCACGAAGCUGAAACUUUCAGUGAAGAGUUGAAAGUGAACCCAAAUGCAACUGUUGUUCAUUCAACUGCUAAGUCUUUUGGUAUCAGAAAAGUUGAAAUUUUAGCUGAUCAAUAUGACAGUUUUCUCUUGAAAUUCAUACUUUAUGUCAGCGUUUUCAUUUGUGCAUACGUUUACUCUCUUGAUGGUACCAUUAGAUAUACCUUCCAAUCCUAUGCUACUUCUUCCUAUGCGCAACAUUCUUUGCUUUCCACUGUCACUCUUGUUAGAGCUGUUGUAGCUGCUGCUGCCCAGCCAUGUUAUGCUAGAUUGGCUGAUAGAAUUGGUAGAUUAGAAUUGAUUCUUGUGUCUAUUCUUUUUUAUGUUGUUGGUACUAUUGUUGAAUCUCAAGCUUAUGAUGUUCAAAAAUUUGCUGCUGGUGCUUGUAUAUAUCAAAUUGGUUAUACUGGUAUUAUGCUUUUAUUGCAAGUUACUAUUGCUGAUACUUCUAAUUUGAAUUGGAGAAUGGCUCUUUCGUUCAUUCCUGCAACUCCAUUUAUUAUUAAUACUUGGGUAUCUGGUGAUGUUCAAGUUGGUUUAUACAAUUCUCAUGGAUGGAGUUAUGGUAUUGGUAUCUUUGCCUUUAUUUUCCCAUUAAGUUGUAUUCCUUUGGUUUGUUGCUAUAUUCAUAUGUUGUUGAAAGCUAGAAAAACUCCAGAAUGGGAAUUGGUUCAUAGAGAAGAAAAAGAAUCUUCAAAAUCAAAAUGGAUCUCUUGGAAAAACAAUAUUAUCUUUGACGUUUUGAAAGAAAUUGAUGCUAUCGGUCUUCUUUUUGUUAUUUGCAUCUUUGGUUUUAUCUUGGUUCCUUUCACUUUAGCCGGUGGGGCUCAAGCUACUUGGAAAAAAGCCUCUACUAUUGCUCCUUUAGUUAUUGGUUUUGUUCUUAUUCCUUUCUUUGUCUUAUGGGAAGCUAAAGGAACUAACUAUCCAAUAGUUCCUUAUAAAUUAAUCAAGGAUCGUGGGGUUUGGGCAGCUUUAUGUAUUGCUGUAAUGAUUAAUUUCAUUUGGUACAUGCCAAAUGAUUAUAUGUAUGCCGUGUUAAUGGUUGGUUUAAAUACUUCUCCUAAAGCUUCCACUAGAAUCACUUCCUUAUAUUCUUUUGUAUCUGUCAUUGCUGGUCCAAUCAUUGGUAUUGCCAUUGCUUUAUUCAGAAGAACUAAGGGCUUCAUUAUUGCUGGUGUUUGUGUCUGGUUCAUCUCUUCCGGUCUUUUAUACUAUACUAGAGGAUCUAAUGAUGGUAUUCGUCAUGAAUAUUUUAAAAAUAUCUUGAUUUUCAGUGAAUGUUUACUGGGAUUCGGUGCUGCUCUUUUCACUUAUACCACCCAAGUUUCUAUUUCUGCUAAUACCAAUCACGAGUUUACUGCUGUUAUCAUCUCGUUAUAUUUAGCUGCCUAUAAUAUUGGUAGUGCUUUUGGUGCUAGUGUUUCUGGUGCUGUUUGGACUCAAAAAAUGUAUGGUUACAUAAUAGAGGAAAUGACUAAAGCUGGUGUAGAUACCAGCUUAGCUCUUGAAGCUUACAGUAAACCUUAUGAGUAUAUUGUUAAGUACACUUGGGGUACUAAAGAAAGAAUUCCUGUUGUUUUAGCUUAUGCUAAAACCCAAAAAAUCUUAUGUCUUAUUGGCUUAGUUUUAUGCGUUCCAUUGCUUUGCUUUGCCUUCUUUUUAAGAGACCAUAAAUUAGAAUCCGUUCAAUCUUUAGACCAAAGCCAUGAUCAUGAUGAAGGUGUUAAGGCUCAAGAAGGGAAAGAGUCGACAAUUGUUCUCAAUGACUACGAUGAAGAUGCAAUCAUUAGAUUCUUCCAAAAAAAAUUAAAACGUAAUUAAUUCUCUUC